AUGGUGGGCAAGGGACCUGGACUGUACUCCGAUAUCGGCAAGCGAGCUCGAGAUCUGCUGAAUAGGGAUUUUCAGAGCGACCAGAAGUUGACAGUCACCACCGUCUCGCCCACCGGAGUUACUCUCACUUCGUCGGGAACAAAGAAAGGUGAUAUUUUUCUUGCUGAUAUCAACACUCAACUGAAGCACAAGAAUGUCACCACUGAUAUUAAAGUUGAUACUGCUUCCAAUCUCUUCACCACUUUCACAAUUGACGAGCCUGCCCCUGGCCUGAAAGCAAUCUUCAGCUUACGAAUUCCCGAUCAAAGGUCUGGAAAGCUUGAACUUCAAUAUUUGAAUGACUAUGCUGGGCUAAGCUCAAGCGUUGGUUUGACCGCAAAUCCCAUUGUUAACUUCUCGGGUGUUGUGGGCAACAACAAACUCGCUCUUGGUGGUGACGUGUCCUUUGACUCCAAAGAAGGUACCUUAGCGAAAUGCAAUUUCGGAGCAAGUUUCGCCAGUGCAGAUCUUAUUGCUGCCUUGACAUUGAACGAUAAGGGAGAUAAGCUGAGUGCAUCAUAUUACCACACGGUGAGCCCGCUGACCAACACAGCUGUGGGUGCAGAGAUUACCCACAGCUUCUCGAGCAAUGAGAACACCAUAACAGUCGGCACUCAGCACUCGCUUGAUCCGUUGACCUCGGUCAAAGCCCGAGUCAACAACUUUGGCAGAGCGAGUGCCUUGAUCCAGCACGAGUGGAGACCAAAAUCGCUAAUCACCCUCUCAACUGAGGUUGACACAAAGUCUAUCGAUAAAAGUGCCAAGUUCGGGCUGGCUCUUGCCCUGAAGCCUUGA
Striga hermonthica is the source of this 834-nucleotide messenger RNA. The record is from the annotation of a GenBank genome assembly. Lineage: Eukaryota; Viridiplantae; Streptophyta; Magnoliopsida; Lamiales; Orobanchaceae.